AAGAACUUAUUCUGUCAAAAUCAAAUUCUAAAUCAGUCUCCGACGUUCGCAACUUAAAUCUUUGGGGCUGUGAGCUAGAUAACGUCAGUGCUCUUAAAAAAUGUACCAGCUUAGAAGUACUAAGUUUGAGUGUCAAUAAUCUCACUACACUGGAUCAACUUGCGGAAUGUAAAAGUUUAAAAGAACUUUAUUUACGAAAGAAUUACAUUAACGAUGCAGAACAAGUAAAACAUUUGACACCGCUAAGAAAUUUAGAAGUACUUUGGUUAUGUGAUAACCCUUGUGCAGAUGAUGAAAAGAAAUAUCGGUACAUAAUUCUUAGGUAUCUGCCUUGGUUGAAAAAAUUGGAUCAUCAUGACGUUACUGAUGAUGAAGUUCUUGCUUCCAUGAGUAGUAACGAAGAGAAAUCAUUUAAUGAAUUCAAUGGAAAUAGUCAGUUGAAGGCAAACGUUAAUAGCGGAAACCUUUUAUUUUAUGGAAAUGGGUCGUUUCCGUCAUCACCAAUGUCUUGGGGGACAGGUUUAAGUUGGUCACAACUUCGAGUACCAAGGUCGAAUUAUGACUCAGAAGAUCAAGCAUCUGUAGUUCACAACGAAAUACAACCAACUAAAGAUCAUGCAAAUAGUUCUUUGACGGUACAUGAGAAUAAUCAAACAGGAAUAUCAAAUGGUAUUUCUGGUAUAGGUGUACGAUCCUUAGUUAAGACAUCUGGAUCUUUAAGUCGAUCACCAUCUGUCAAGACAUCUGGAUCUUUAAGUCGAUCACCAUCUUUACGAUCGCCGUCUUUGACACCGCCUCCAUUGCUAAGUUCUAAUACAGAAAAACUUAAUACGGUGGCAAAAAGCGCAUCAAAAAUAGCUAGACAAAAAUCAAGCAGUAGUUUAGGAACCAGCGUAGAUGGAAAUUUGAAAACUAAUGGAAUUAAACAAGCACGACUACCAGUAAAACCAACAACAUCACUCAUUAGAACACCGUUUCGUACAUCAUCCUCAAAAGUAAAUGAUAAUAAUUUAGAAGAUACUGAACUGGACACAAAGAAUGAACCUCGACAGUCCAAUGUACUUACGGCAGUUCUUGCUUUAAUCGACGAACUCGGUGAAAAGGAUUUACAAGUUGUUCAACGUAAAAUACGACUUUUGACGCUUAAUCGACAGGGUCAACCAAGCA
Molecule: messenger RNA, 1167 nt
Organism: Racocetra persica
Lineage: Eukaryota; Fungi; Glomeromycota; Glomeromycetes; Diversisporales; Gigasporaceae
Source: the annotation of a GenBank genome assembly